AUGUCGGUCGAUGAGCAGCACACCGCCGUAAGCGACGUCGGCGAGAGAGACGCGAUUCCCACCGUCGAAAGUAACGUUGCCGCGAGAGACGCGAUUGUCGCCGGUGCCGAGCCCUCGCCGAACCGGUGUCAACCGCCGUUCGAGGCGACAGCCUUGACGGACGACGUCCUGUCAGUCGCCGUGGACGACGACAACGACGAGGGCUCCAGCGAAGGGUUUGGCGAAGGAUGCAGCUACGGCUUCGUUCGCCUGGGCGGAGGCAGCGAAGUAGGCGAAGGAGGCGACGUAGCAGAAGAAGAAUUCGUGUUAGACGUGGACCAGCUGUUCAACGACGACUCGGCGUCGGACGACAAAUCGUUCACCUUGGUCUAUCACUCGUCGGACCGAAAGAAAACGGCUAACGUAACGGCCGCCCGUAAAGACGGUCGCCGACGCCGCCAACGUGCCGGCCAAAGUAAUACUCGGAAUAAAAUGCGGUCGCGCAGCAGGAGCGAUCACCGUAACGGCGGCAGUGGCGGCGACGACGAGAACACGGUCGCGCGGCACCGCAAACGCCGCGUGCGGUUCGUCGGAGUGACAAACGUCAAACCGGAUAGCCGGCAGCGCACGAAUUAUCGGGGCGCGUCGCCCGCGGCCGACCGAAAACGCGAUCGCGAACGCCAACCAGCGCGUUCGGACCGACCGGGCAGGAAUAACGCGUCGUCGUCCGGUGGCGCUGGCCGAAAAAACCGAAAAUAG
This is a messenger RNA of Cinara cedri, 738 nucleotides long. NCBI's taxonomy places the organism in Eukaryota, Metazoa, Arthropoda, Insecta, Hemiptera, Aphididae. The record is from the annotation of a GenBank genome assembly.